UCCAGUACAUUAAUAAAUUAUACCGCACAUUGAUCAACGUGUAACAAUAAGAAUAUACUACAAACUACCAUAGAAUGUCACGAUUACCCGACGUCGAUCGCCAAUGCGCCAACCAGACGACACAAGAAGGAAGCGGAUGGAUGGAUCGAAGAACCGAAACCGGUUUCCAGAAUCAAUUGGCGUCGUCGGGUGGCUCACUACAUUAACUCACUGCUGACAAAUAUGGUUAUUUGAAACCGGUUUACCAACCUAUUCAGACUCCGCCUGCGAUAGUGCGUUUCCCACAACUCUUUGGUACGGUGACGAUUUGACGCAGCAGACGGGCAGUUGACAGACAGACGAUCUUCGAGCAGGGCGGAUUUGAAGCUGGUUUGGAUACUAAACGGAUUUUAGAGUUUCAGGACAUUUUCGUACUUUGGAUAUCAGAAACACGUUGUCAAGAUGGAUUUGAUAAUGAUUCUACAGAAUGAGAAGAUCAAGGAUAAAGUCAAAAUGUUGAGUAAGGAAAUGAGGGGCAUCUUCCUGGAGAAGAUGAUAGAGGAGUCCCUCCAGAGUUCCAGGGAGAUGGCCUCCCAGCUGUCAGAGUGCCGGGCAGAUAUCAAUGAUGAGUUUGAACAGUUCAAGAUGGACAUUGCAGCACUCAGGGCAGAAUCAAGAGCACAUGCUGAAAGCCGUAAUGGAAGCAGGAACCGCCGCAGCAGGAUGAGCCGAGCAUCGCGAGCCAGCCGAGCUCCGUCGGAGAUGAUGAUUGUGGACGAGGAGCAGCAUGACGAGGAACGCAGGAGGAGGAUGGAGAGAAGGAGACAGAUCGAGUCGGGGGAUGUGUCCCCCAGCUCCAUGGACUCGCUGUCACCCCACUCCGGGGGCAUGGGCGGCAUGGGGGGUAUGGGGGCGAUGCGGGGCAUGGGCGGAAUGGGCGGGAUGGGGAGGAGAGCUGCGUCACCAAAUGGAAUCAGAUCAGUAUCUCCGGCCAGACCGGUGACGGACGAGGAGCAACAGAAACACAUGCACGAGGCCCGCGCCAUGCUGACCGACCUGGAGCAGACGGAGACCCACAUGGAGAACGAGCGGGAGAGGCAGAAGGAGAACCUGGAGAACAAGAGGAGGCGGUUGCAGGAUGACAGGAUGAUGAGAGCCAUGCAGCUGCUGGACGACUGCCUCGCCAUGGACGGCAUGUAUGCCUCUGAGAAGCAGCGACAGACGGAGAAUGUCAAAGCGAGGCUUGAUGAGUUGAGAAAAGGCAGAGAACAAAGAGGCAAGACACCCGACACCCGAAGCUCCGACCAAUCAGCAGACAGACACCCCCUGAACACCCCGGACCCUCAAGACCUUGAAAAAUACUGAUCACGUGACACCAAAAGCGAAUGCAAUUAACUGUGCAGGGAUAUAUGGCCACAGAGGUAUCAUCCAUCUCAAACAGCAAGGGCCUGUCUGUGCCCACACCUCAUAAAGUGUUCUCAAACAAAAGAAUACACAUGCUGUAUUGUCGUAUCGUGAAGUGUCGCAAAUUUGUUAUUAUUCCAAAGGAAAAUGUAGUUAUAUGUCAAGAAAAUCCAUAAAGUUUGGGAAAUUUUCUGCUGGGUAACGCAAUCCUUUUUAUGACCUUGUAGACAGAGGUGAAGGUCACGUGUACGUUGUGUUGGUGUCUAAUGUGAAAUGGUCAUUUGAUCCUUACCGAUAAUGUUCUUUUGAAGUAAAAAGUUUCACUGAUACUGUAAAAAGUUAAAAGUUUCACUGAUACUGUCGUGGUUGAAGUAUAUAUAUAAGGUCAAAACCACGGACUAAUCAGAUCCACUUGUCUGCUGAAUCAGAUUCCAUUGGGUGUAAAAGACAAAAUAGUGAUGGAAAUUAUAUAAAUGGAUCACUGAAAAUCAGUUUUGAAACCAGCUGUUCGCGAAUCCAACCUAGGACGUGACAUGCUGUCGUGGGAUACCUCUCAUGAUAUAUUAGCGGAUUGACCUUUCUAGAUGGAUUUGAGGUUCCAAAUGGGACCAAACGAGGUCAACUGGAUUUCGAAAACCUCCGACCCCGCCAUGUCCCAGAACAAUGGCGCCUUGGCUUGGAGUAUUCAUUAUUAUCCGGUUAUAUUGAAAUACAUGUCAUUGACAAUCUUUCAUUAAAUCGUAUUCACAUCAUGCUCAUUUAAAUACUUUGUAACUGUAAUUUCUAAUUAUAUUUUGGGGGACUUUGAACUAUUUGAACAUAACCCUACACUUGGCACCUGGCACUUGGCAUAAUAUAUAUAUAUAUAUA
Messenger RNA from Haliotis rufescens (red abalone), 2253 nucleotides. RefSeq lists its product as uncharacterized. Bases 442 to 1344 code for a protein of 300 amino acids. The record is from RefSeq and is a predicted model, not a curated record. Lineage: Eukaryota; Metazoa; Mollusca; Gastropoda; Lepetellida; Haliotidae. The transcript is spliced from 5 exons.